Macadamia integrifolia is the source of this 2260-nucleotide messenger RNA. RefSeq names its product FBD-associated F-box protein At1g66310-like. Gene Ontology annotation, molecular function: protein binding. NCBI's taxonomy places the organism in Eukaryota, Viridiplantae, Streptophyta, Magnoliopsida, Proteales, Proteaceae. The coding region runs from base 316 to 1851 and encodes 511 amino acids. The transcript has 3 exons. The record is from RefSeq and is a predicted model, not a curated record.
GCUCCUCCUUUGAAAUUAAGAAGCCUGAAGACAAUGUUGCCCCUGCGUACUCUCGGGGGCAAAAUGACCGCCCGGCCCAUGAAAGACGGGAAUUCCGCCGCUGUUGUGCACUUGUGCUUUCGCAUUCAUGCUACUCAACCGCCACGGAACCUCACCGAGCUCAUGUGGCUUAUCAGAGGCGGAAUUUCACCCAUUUUUAUGAUUAGGGUUUAUCUUUCAAUCCCUAAUAAUCACCCACUUCUCAAAUCCCGUCCAUCUUUGCAGAACCCUAAAACUCACUGAACCAAUGUCCUGUGUGUGUCUGUGUUGAUUCUGAUGUUAGAGACAAGAAGCAGGGGAAGGAACAAUAUGGAAGAUGAUAGUGGCACAGAAAAAACGAAAAUUCGAAGAACCAGUGAGGAUGUGGACUUAAUUAGUGAUCUACCGGAUUCCGUUUUGUGCCAAAUUCUUGACUUUCUUCCUACCACCAUUGAUGCUAUGAGAUCGAGCUUUGUAAGCAAGAGAUGGGAAUCUUUAUGGACCUCUAUUCCAGUUAUUAUCUUAGACGAGAGACAUUUUGUCGAAAAUGUCUGUGAGGUAACUUUACAGGAGCAGAAGAACUUCGCUGAUUUUGUUGAACGGUUUAUUACCUUUCAUGGAGAUAUGAAGUUAUCGGAGCUCUGGCUACGGUUCGAUAUCAGAAGAUAUCUCAAGUUUUCUUCUCGUGCUGAAACAUGGGUACGUACUGUGAUGACUACUGAUGCUAGAACCAUUGACUUAAAUUUCACCGGAAAUACCUUGGCUUUGGCAGACAUGGAGCAGGAUAUGUACACUUUAACUCCAUGUCGUUUCCCAUCCAGAUCAUUGAAAGUUUUAAGAAUAAAAUAUUGUAAGCUUAGACUCUUGCAGAACACUAGCUUUAUCUCUCUUCAAACCGUAACUUUGGCAGCGGUAAAAUUAUCUGAUUCCACAGUUAAUGCUCUGAUAUCUUGUUCUCCAUGCCUAGAAGAAUUGAUACUACAGUGCUGCUUUGUUCCUGAUUCUUUUCUACUUGAAGCUCCUGAAUCACAUCUGAAGUGCAUAGUGGUUGAUAACUGUUUUACUAGAGGAAAGAAAUUCAUUGAACAUUUCUCUAUAGAUAUUCCAAGCCUUCAGAGCUUUAAGUAUGAGGGGAUUAUAAAAGAUGUUUCUGUGAAGGACUCGAGGAAUCUGAUUGAUGCUGAAAUUGAAGAGAAUUUUAAGUACUGUGGGUUUCCAAAUCAUGAAUACAACAUGAUAUGUGAGCUAUUCAAGGGUCUUCGUCAUGUCCAUUCUCUAACACUAUCUAGCUGGUUGUAUAUUGAGGCUCUUCAAGAUGUGCGAGUAGGUAACCGUGAGCUGCUGGAUGACGUUUUAUACACUCUAAAGCAUUUAAACCUGAAGAUGUGGGUAUCAGGUUGUGAACUUUGGGAGCUAGCUCCAUUCUUGUGCUUCUCGCCUAAUUUGGAGACUUUAUCUAUAGACCUUGUUGAGCCGGAAGAAGGGGAUGUUUCAUACAUGUUAGAUAAAUCAGUUCUCAAAGCAAAUGAAACCUGGGACGAACUGACAAUGCCUUUAGAAUUUUUACUUCAUCUGAAAAAGGUUGAGAUCAAGGGCUUUGAAGGGAGAGGCAAUGAAAUAGAUUUUGUAGUCUUUUUGCUUGAGAAUGCAGAAGUUUUGGAGAAGAUGGUUAUUUCUAAUGCUGAUUUAACAGCAAGAUAUGAGAAGUACAAGAACAAAGGCAACAAGAAAACACUGAAACAGUUACAGAAGGCACAAAAGAAGUCAAGUAGAUACUUUUUCUUUCUUCGAAAAGCAUCACCUUGUGCUGAAAUAGUACUCUCAUGGGACUGAAAUAUUUGCAUAGAUGUCAUUUUUGGUCCCAAUUUGCCUAGUCCUUGAAUCUUCCUUCGAAUUGCUAUUUUCCUUUUCUUUUUUCCUCCAAAAUUUGCCAUUCACAGUGCAGCAACUAGGGAUUCCUUUGAUGCUUUUCCAGAAGUUUCUAUCUCCUGCAAGGAGAUGCUGAAAGGGAUUGGAGUAGGCAAUAUGGCAUAUCAUACAAGUGCCCAUAUGUGUGUAUUUUUUUCCCUAGUGCAGAACAUAAAUCAGAUAUAUGAUUUUCGACUUUACUACCUUAUUUAGAAUUGAGUAUUAGGGGCAGACUUAUCAGUCAAUGUCAUUUGAUAUUGCGUUUGUGAAAGUGAUGUUAAUAUUGAAUUAAGAUCCACUAAUCAUAUCAUGGAUUGAAUAUCUUUUUUCUUCC